Melitaea cinxia (Glanville fritillary) is the source of this 3193-nucleotide messenger RNA. RefSeq names its product putative helicase mov-10-B.1. The coding region runs from base 166 to 2844 and encodes 892 amino acids. The transcript has 20 exons. Gene Ontology annotation, molecular function: RNA binding; 5'-3' RNA helicase activity. The record is from RefSeq and is a predicted model, not a curated record. Lineage: Eukaryota; Metazoa; Arthropoda; Insecta; Lepidoptera; Nymphalidae.
GUUUGUUAUUUCAUUUCAUUAUGUUGUUUACGUUGCUUGUUAUUGUUAUCGGCCUGUAAUGUGAGACACUUCGGGUUUACUUCCGACAGUUUUCCAAGAAAUUUUAAAUAUCUGUAAUGUUAUUAUAAAUAAUUUCAAAAGUGCCCGAUUAAAACCGAUUUUAAAAUGUAUUGUAAAGUGUGUGGUAAAGUCGAUGAAAGAUACGACGAAAAUUCUAUAGUGAACCAUGAAGAUACUCCUAAGCACGUGUGUAACUUGAUUUUAUAUAAUUAUAAAAUGAACAAGAAAUACUUCAGCAAGAAUCGGGAUGGAGUUAUUAUCUUAUGUAGUUCUGAAUAUGAGUCUGAGAAUGCUACUGGUGUAACAGUACAAAACAGCGACCACCACAAGAUUAGGAUAUACGUGAAACCAAAGGAAAAAGUUAAAUUUUCGUUUAAGAUUAGCAAUGACUCCAAAAAAGAGGAUUUACUUGUCAUAGGUAUACAGCUGGCUCAUCCACAACCUCAAUUCAUAAUGUCUGCUCAUCAAUAUAUUUUUGGAGAAGAUCCUAAUGUUUUACCUAAAAAAUCAUCUAUAGAAGAAGAUAUUAGUGUAAAAUUUAUGGCAAUGGAUAUUGGACAAUAUGAAAUGCCUAUAAUGUUUACUUUUCAUCGCAAGAGUGAUGAAAAAAAUAUUAUUUUCAUACGAGAAAUGGUUGUUUUAGUUCAAGAGGAGUUCAUUGUCCACACUAAACAAAAAAGUCCUUUUACUAGUGAACCAUGGAUGUAUAGUGAUCGCUUCGUCAUGUCGAACUCUAAUAGACCUUAUUCUUUGACAUACAAAGUUCCUCCAUUAUUAAAAAUUUUGUUUCCUCGUGGACUCGAAGAUACGGCACUAGAUGGUCUACGUGUGCCCAAGGAAACACAUGAACAGCUAAAAUUGCUACUAGUCUCAGCUAGAGAAAUAUUCGACGAGGGUGUUACAAAAAAUAAUUAUAUGAUGUUCUUCCAUUAUUUGCUUUGGUGGGAGGAAAUUAUUGGAAGGAUAAAUUUACGGAGAUACAAUAUGAAAGGUGUUAAAUUGGAGAGGAGAGGAUACAUAUUAAAAUUAGAAGUACCGGGAUUAGCGGAAAAACGCCCUUCGUUAUUAAGAGGCGAUCGCGUGUAUAUUCGUACAAGUUAUGACGUAGUGUACGAAACGAUAAUCAAAGAUAUUGAGGAUAGUCAUAUACUAUUAGCUGAUAUGGAUCAAUCAUUCCUGUCGGAACACACGUCGCAGUCGCUGUACGACGUGCACUUCCUAAUGUCUCGCGUGGGGUACGAGCGCAUGCACGCGGCGGUGUCGUUGCUGUUCAGCAGCAAGCAGCACUGCCGCGUGUUCCCCGAGCGCGCCGCCAACGCACCGCGCCGCGCGACCAUCUCGCGGUUUUAUAAUCCACUAAUCGCUGCCAAUGCGGAACAAAAGGCUGCAGUAGAACACAUUGUCUCUGGCACGUCGGGCUUGGCGCCCUACAUCGUGUUCGGACCGCCAGGAACAGGCAAAACUAUGACUAUCGUCGAGGCCAUUCUACAGUUAGUACAGAGUAAUCCGAGCAAUCGCAUUAUGGUGUGCACUGAUUCGAACAUGGCCGCGGAUCACAUCGCUGUAAUGUUGCUAAAGUUUAACAAACAUCUUCAAGUUCGAAACUUCCUCCUCAGGGCCAACUCGCAGUCAAGAGCAUGGAGCGCAAUGCCGCCCGAACUGGCGCCACACUCCAACGGCACGUGCUACGAGUCCUUCUACCCUGUCAGCAACGAAAUGGCUUCUUCUUAUCGCGUGUUUGUCACGACGCUCCUGCACGCCGCCAAAUAUGGAUCGGAGCGCAGCCAGGCGGCGCACCGGCUGCAGAUGACGCACCUGUUCAUCGACGAGGCGGCGCAGGCGUCGGAGCCCGCCGCGCUGGUGCCCGUGACGGCGCUGCUGGCGCCGCGCGGCCGCCUGGUGCUGGCCGGCGACCCGCAGCAGCUGGGGCCCGUGUGCAUCUCGCACGAGGCCAGCCGGCGCGGCCUCGGUACAUCGCUAUUAGAACGGUUGAAACUGACACAUGAAAACCUAUACACAGACGAAAACUACAUAACGAUGCUCGUCAAAAACUUCCGAUCCCAUCCUGACAUACUGGCAAUACCAAACGAAUUGUUCUAUGAUAAUCGUUUAGAACCGCUGGCGCCGCACGACCCGCUGAGUGACAGCAACGUGCUGGGGCAGCCGGGCGGCGCGUGCGCCGUCGUGUUCCACGCCGUGCACUCGCGGGAGGCGCGCGAGGGCUCCACGCCCAGUUAUUUCAACGAGAUAGAACUGAUGAUGUUGAAAAGAUACGUGAAGGCUUUAAUCGGUGAUCACCAGGUGUCUCCAAAAGAUAUAGGCGUCAUUGCGCCGUACAUUCGACAGGUGUACAGAAUGAAAUCCUGGCUAACUAACGAAAACUUAAAGGACAUAGAAGUGGGAACAGUAGAGGCUCUUCAAGGGAAAGAAAAAAGAGUCAUACUAGUGUCGACAGUAAGAGCUAACUGUAGACUUUUGGACUACGACGCCAGAUAUGGAUUAGGAUUUCUAGUCGAUGAUAAACGUUACAACGUAACCCUGACAAGAGCGAAAGCUAAGCUCAUCAUUAUCGGUAAUCCGACAUGCUUGACGCGGGAUAUCAAGUGGCGCAAGUAUAUGGAAUUAUGCAAGAUAAACAAUAGCUAUUUAGGGGAAGAUUCCCAACAGAUUGAAAGGUCUUCUCAACUCCUUGAGGAAAUAGCCAGAACCCGCUUCAACUCAUGUCGACUUUCGGAGGCCAUAAAACCAAAAACCGAAAAAUGUAAGGAAAUAAGCCAUAAUUAAUAGGGCAAGUAGUUAGAUAAAUCUAAAACGUAACAGUUAAUUUAGGUCUAAAUUUUUCUUGUUUUUGUCUUUUGUAUGUAUUUUUCCGGCUUGGGUGUCUGUCCUUGUGGGUCUCGCCACCGUGUCUUGGAAACACUGUGGUUGUUAUAGACACCAGCAGGCCUAGCAUGCGUACAACGAGAUAUCUCUUGACGAGAGAGAGAGAUAAUGUCUACAUCGAGUAUUUUCUCGAUUACCCUAACAUGCGCACUACGAGAGACAAAAUUCUCUUCCGAAGACUUCGCCUUGUCAUGUAGAGAAAAUUGUGCUGCCCUUACAAAAAAAUAUACCAUUUUUUAAUAGUGAAAAA